UGGUAUGUGCUAUAGCAGCUGUGUAUGACCCUAAUUAUGCACUGCUGGUAUAGGUGUGGAUUCGAAUUAUCAAAAACACUCCUGUCAGUUUUGAGUUUCUGAAACAUUAUUGUGCUUAUAUUCCCGACUAGAAACAUAACAAUACCCCAUGGAAUUCGAAAUUUAAUGAGGCCUACUAAAAUUCUAACCAUAUGGCGUAUAUCAUACAGUCUCCAGCAGCCUAACACACCAUUAUGGAUCUAGGUCCCGCACCUGCAAGUAAACAUGUAUGUUAGGACCGUUAAGACUGUCUCAUUCGUUGAUACCAAUGGUGGGAGAUUUACUCAAGAAUCUAACUUGAAGUAUUUCAAGUCGAUUUUAAAACGCCAGAAAGACAUCACUACAAUUGAUAUGGCAGAAGAAUCGAAUGCAGUGCCUUCGAAGGAUGAAGUUUGCACCUUUUGUUCCUACCGGGGUCUCGAGACAAAAGCGGAAUUCUUUUGCGAUAGCUGCAGCGAUGCAUUAUACUGUCAAGCAUGCGCAACAUCCCAUAAGAAGAUACCACGUUUCAAAAGUCACGAUGUGAAGCCACUGGUUGCAUUUUUUCGACACAGACGCUGUGACAUUCAUGGAGGUCGAGAUAUGAAACUCCUCUGUAUGGGUUGUGACCGACCAGUCUGUGAGAUUUGCGCUGGUGUAGAUCACUCUGACCAUGAGCUGGUCGACAUAGGGGGUGUAAUGAAACAAAUAUCAGACACUUUCGAGCCACUAAACGAUGCCAAGCUAAAGGUAUCAGCUAUUCAAGAGGAACUGCAAGAUAUUCGGAAGAGAGAGGAGGGAGUCUUCGCACUGGUAAAGGAACAAGCAGAAUUGAUCAUUGAUGAGGUCCGCAAAAGAAGGGACCAACUAGUUUCAGAAAUAAUGUCGAACGCAGCAGGAGCGAAGAUGAGCAUGGAAAUGGCCAACCUUGGUAAAAGUAUUGAAGAGGUAAUGAAGCAAAGUCAAGACAUUUUUGCGACCGGUGUAAACAAUGUACAGCAAUUUCAAGCCGCAGCCAGUAUAAAUGAUACUUUGACCGAAACCAGAUUGGAUGCUGAAAGGAAUAUUGGAAUCAUGAUAAAGAACAUGAAAAUCACAUCAGUUCCAAGAUUUAGCCCGGAGAAAGACAUGACCUUGGGGAAGCUGGACUCCGUGGAUAUGGAUAUUAUCGUCACGAACGCGGACCCAGUCAAGCUGCAAUUAGGUGGCACAUAUCGGAGACAUCCUUGCUACAGGAUACCUAAAGCAGUUAUGUUCAUGCAGGAACGAGGAAACGAAACUCAAAAAGAGGUGGCAUUCUUGGAACAGCAGGACAAACGUGGCGAACUAAGAAUGGCGAUUACAGAAGGUGGAAAACUGGCCGAAUGGCGACGAUCUGUUGACAAGGCAGUCGAUCUGAUUAUCAACACUGAUGAGAAAUUGGUUAUAUUGUGUAACGGACAGAAAAAUCGCGAGUACGUUCCAUGCGUUAAAAUCUACAAUGGAAAUGGGGGAUACCAUUCUUCAAAAUGGCUAAGUGGCCUCCCACACGUGCGAGGAAAAACGGCUUUGUCAUUAGCACAAACCAAAUCUGGAAACUACGUGGUUCUCUGUAAGUAUUAUCCAAGUCGAUAUUCUAUCUACUUGCUCAAUUCCGAUUUCACAAUGUUGGUAGGCCCGAUUAACUUGGAUACUGAGGUGACGAAUUUGAUACAGGAUGGUGGGCUGAAGAUUCGGUGCCCAGGAUCUACGGAUAUGUUACUCAUCCAAGAUGGAAAAGGUGAACAAAUAAUAGCACUUUCUUUGCAAGUCCGACAUGGCUCGCUGGAAUAUUUCCAUAAUGGGUCAGCGGGAGACCUUGUGCAUUUUUUGAAGGAGAUGCGUCCGAUACUACCACCGAUUCAAGGCUACUAUAUUCUAGAUAUGUGCUGCGACGGCGGUAAGGUUUACCUGUGCAUCAAGAGACAAAACCGCACCAGGCGGUCACCUGAAGCAGGUCCCCUCCUAUUCUAUGAGGCAAGGUUCACAGCUAACAAGUGGGUAUUCACAUCCAUUCCAGUUUUUGAUCCGACUGGUAGGUCGUUUGGCCAGGUGGAGAGGGAAGAGUUGCUUCAUCUUGGAGUGCGACAGGCCACCUUGAUGUGCUUGCUGUACAGCCCGAUUCCUCUAACGGAACUGAAGGAAAAGCGAGAUCCAGGAAUGUAUGUUACUUGGUACCAAGGCAAGCUGCCUUGAAUGAAUUGUCAUGAUAUUAGCAUGUUAAGAAUUCAAGCUGUUGUCAAGUAUAGGCGUCAACAAGAGGACAAAAAUAUAGGUCGUCUCAUGACAUUCAAUGGUAAUUGGGCAGAGGCAGUUUUAGUUUCAUUUUAUAUACUAUAUCAUACAUAAAUAAUGUGUAGCAUUAUAGUGCGAAAGCGUGUAAAGAUGGGCGUCAAAUAUUAGAAACGGUAAUGGAAUGAAUUCGUUUUACAAAACUAGUGUAUUCAUGUAGCUAGCAGAACGCUUUGCACUAAAGUUAAAACACUCUUCGAUUUUACAUUAACCUAGUUAACAGGUGAACCUUUUCAAAGAAUGUGUCCACCUGGAAGAAAUCAAACUUUCCGAAGUGUAAGGCUGGCAGGCGUAUUCUGUCGAUCUAGCGUAACUGGAGCCCUCAAAGUAGUCCCAAUUAUAAGGUGUUAUGUUAUAAUAUUGGUAUGUAGAGCAGCGCACAUUGUGUUAUUGCCCUAUCUACUACUACAAUGGCCAGGUGCAUCCAAUCCGAUGGUACGUGUACUCCAGCUACUUUUUUUUGCAAGCAACACUCUACAACCGUCACCAGAUUUGAAUCAGACGAUCAAAGAUGGUAUGAUUGUAAUUGAAAUUCAAAACUCCACUCGGUUACAAAUUUGAUUUCCCCAGUGCUUAGACUGAUGACAAUCACACCAAUUAGUCGCAACGCACAUAUCAAAUGUCAAGACUAUUAAUUCCAGUGCAAUUAACGUUUCGAUUUCGUCUCUUUAAUGUAGUUUUCUUGUCGAGUGUAAAGCUUAGUGCAUGUUUACUGUUUGACUCAGGCUGAACACAGUACACGUCAUUGAUAUCUUGACGAAUAAAUGCUUUAAACGUGUAAGCCAUGUUCUUGCUGAAUAAAAAGGUA
Messenger RNA from Lineus longissimus, 3136 nucleotides. RefSeq lists its product as uncharacterized. Gene Ontology annotation, molecular function: ubiquitin protein ligase activity; zinc ion binding. The record is from RefSeq and is a predicted model, not a curated record. Bases 265 to 2232 code for a protein of 655 amino acids. The transcript has a single exon. NCBI's taxonomy places the organism in Eukaryota, Metazoa, Nemertea, Pilidiophora, Heteronemertea, Lineidae.